This is a messenger RNA of Oryza sativa Japonica Group (Japanese rice), 1004 nucleotides long. RefSeq lists its product as uncharacterized. The record is from RefSeq and is a predicted model, not a curated record. NCBI's taxonomy places the organism in Eukaryota, Viridiplantae, Streptophyta, Magnoliopsida, Poales, Poaceae.
CAAACCUCCCCGCAGCUUCGAUCCGAAUCCGCCAUGCGGACAUUGCAGAGGCGGCUCUCGCAGCUCGUGCUCCGCCGCCUCCUGUCGCCGCCGCCGCCGCCCGCCGCCCGCCGGCCCGCACCGGUGGCGGCGGAGGCCGUCUCCGGCGGAGGAGCGACAGCCCUACUUCGCCGCGGGGGUGGCUCCGGGGUGGCGGCGGGCGGCUGGAGUGGCGGCGGCUCGGGGCUUCGGUUGGCUCGGAGGCUCUGCACCUACGACGAGAGAGAUGACAGGGCACUUGAGGAGGAAGCUGAGAAGAAAUUUGGAUGGAUAUUGAAGAUAUUCUUUAUAGGAACUGCUGGUCUUGUUGGUUACCAAUUCUUUCCUUACAUGGGGGAUAACCUGCUUCAGCAGUCCAUCUCACUUUUGCGUGUCAAAGAUCCCUUGUUCAAGCGAAUGGGAGCUUCCCGAUUAGCUCGUUUUGCAGUUGAUGAUGCAAGGAGAAUGAAGGUAGUGGAGAUGGGGGGAGCUCAAGAACUUCUUAAUGUAUUGGAAGGUGCUAAAGAUGAUAAAACACGUAAACAAAUCCUAAAAGCUCUUCAUGCACUUUCGAAGUCUGAGGAAGCAGCAGGGUUUUUGGACAAGGCGGGCGCCUACGUAAUAGUCAGUUCCACUCCCAACUCCCUCGAGUAUGCUGAGAUCGAGACCUACAAGACUAGCCUCCUGAAGGCGUUUGAUGAACUGAAGUCGUGACGAUAAAUGGCUGGGAGUGGUGAAUCGAUCUACAUGUUUGUUUUAAACUGGACGUAUCCGAGCAUUCUUUGUUGAUCAGACCUUCGGUCUUGUUGCUGGAAUCAUGUCUACAUACAUUUGUUCUGAACAGGCAGCACCUUUAGAGAGUUGUUAUUUUGUCUAAACGAAUCUUCUUCCUUUUUUCUAGAGGAAAAACAUUGGAUUGGCUUUAUCUGUAUAAUGAUCGUGUAGGCACUGUAUGCUUCCAUAAUAAUUGUUGUUUUGGACAAGGA